Nerophis ophidion (straightnose pipefish) is the source of this 10628-nucleotide messenger RNA. RefSeq names its product tenascin-like. Gene Ontology annotation, molecular function: protein binding. NCBI's taxonomy places the organism in Eukaryota, Metazoa, Chordata, Actinopteri, Syngnathiformes, Syngnathidae. The record is from RefSeq and is a predicted model, not a curated record. The coding region runs from base 299 to 5380 and encodes 1693 amino acids. The transcript has 24 exons.
GGUGGGGGCGCCUCCCCUCCCCGGACACCCUGACCAGGCGGGUGUAGAAGGUGUCCCUGCUGGCAUCUGCUGGAGCUCACAUCGGACAUCUCUUCAACAAGAGCAUCAGUGUGUGAGGAGGGACUCCAGCACUCAGAGAAAGGCGAGCAAAGCAGGAACAUGACAGCGGCGUCGGCGCUUUGAGACGUGCAAGCGGCAGACGAGAGCUCUGGUGUUGUAGCAGCGAUUGCCGGCUGGGAGGUCCCAAAAGAAGAAGUUCUAUCUUUCUGGACUCUUCUCUCGGAGCAAGCAAGAGGCCAUGAUGGGGAUGAAGACUCUCCCCUUCCUAGUCUGCGUGAUUUUCGGCGUGGUCCUGCAGACCUCCAAUGCAGGUCUGGUCAAGAAGGUCUUCAGACACCGCAGGGAUAACCUGAUGGCUCAGAGGAGCCAGGAGAACUUGACGCUACCCAACCCCGAGCAGCCGGUGGUGUUCAACCACGUCUACAACAUCAACGUUCCCACCGCCUCGCUCUGCUCCGUGGACCUGGAGGCCCCCGGCGGCACGGGGCCCAAAGACGAGGGCGGUCCGCCGGACGGCGAGCACACGCUGGACGGGGACAACCAGAUCGUCUUCACGCACCGCAUCAACAUCCCCAGGCAGGCGUGCGGCUGCAACAACCCGCCGCCCGAUCUCAAGGACAUCCUGAGCAGGCUGGAGAUGUUGGAGUCAGAACUGUCCAGCCUGAGAGAGCAGUGCAGCGGUGGAGCAGCUUGUUGUGCCGCUCAAGUUGCUGGGGAAGUCUCCACAAAGCCUUUCUGUAACGGCCGUGGGAACUGGAGCGCUGACACCUGCAGCUGCGUAUGCGAUCCAGGGUGGAAAGGCCCCAACUGCACAGACCCCGAGUGCCCCAAUGAGUGCCAGGACCAAGGCCGCUGUGUGGACGGAAAAUGUGAAUGCUUUGAGGGCUUCGCCGGCUACGACUGCAGCACUGAGCUGUGCCUGGUGGACUGCGGCAACUACGGCCACUGUGUCGAAGGGUCUUGCCUGUGCGAGGAGGGCUUCGUCGGGGAGGACUGCUCCCAGACCAACUGCCUCAACAACUGUCUUAAUCGCGGGCGUUGUGUGGACGAGGAGUGCGUCUGCGACGAGCCGUGGACGGGCUUCGACUGCUCCGAGCUCAUCUGUCCAAACGACUGCUACGACCGGGGGCGCUGCGUCAACGGCACUUGCUUCUGCGACGAGGGCUUUGCCGGAGAAGACUGCGGCGAGCUCACGUGUCCGGGCAACUGCAACAACGCCGGCAUCUGUGUGAACGGACAGUGUGUAUGCCGGCCCGGCUACAGCGGGGAGGAUUGCGCUAAGCGCACCUGUCCCCAGAACUGCAACGAGCGAGGCCAUUGCUUCAACGGGAAGUGUAUCUGCGACCCAGGGUUUGAGGGCAACGACUGCUCCGUCCUGUCGUGCCCUGAAAACUGCAGCAACAGAGGCCAAUGCGUCGACGGAGAGUGCGUGUGUGAUGAAGGACACCAAGGAGAGGACUGUAGUGAGCGCUCCUGUCCAAACAACUGCCUAGAUCGUGGACGCUGCGUCGACGGAAAGUGUCAGUGCGACAAAGGUUUUACCGGCGAGGACUGCGGCGUCAAGACCUGUCCUAAAGACUGCAUGGGGCGUGGGGAGUGUACGGACGGGACCUGUGUUUGCUUUGUUGGCUUCACUGGAAAAGACUGCGGCGAGUUGACCUGUCCCAACGACUGUCACGGACGUGGUCACUGUGUGGAAGGACAAUGUGUUUGUCACAAGGGUUUCACUGGCGAAGACUGCAGCGAGAAGACAUGUCCUAAAAACUGUCUGGACAGAGGCUACUGCAAUGACGGCAGCUGUGUGUGCUAUGAAGGCUUCACCGGACCGGACUGCUCCAUCCUGACCUGUCCAGAGGACUGCCAGAACCAAGGACGGUGUGAAAACGGGGUGUGCGUCUGUGACGAGGGUUUCAUCGGUGAAGACUGCUCUGAAGUCUCACCUCCAAAGGACCUCACAGUGGAAGAGGUCUCACCUGAAACGGUGGACCUGUCCUGGCGGAACGAGAUGCUGGUGACAGAGUACCAAAUCAUCUACGUUCCCACCGCCCCCGGAGGUCUGGAGCUGGAUGUGCGGGUGCCCGGGAACCAGAAGAAGGCCACGAUCAGAGAACUGGAACCUGGCAUCGAGUAUCUGGUCAGCGUGUACGCGAUCCUCAACGAUAAGAGGAGUGUUCCUGUUAGCGCGAGGGUGGCAACAUAUCUUCCUGAGCCAGAGGGACUGAAGUUCAAGGCAGUGAGGGAGACGUCGGUAGAGGUACAGUGGGACCCUCUUGACAUCCCCUUUGAUGGCUGGAACCUCAUCUUUAGAAAUACUAAAGAGGAGGACGGUGAGAUUCUGAACUCCCUGGGCCGCCCAGAGACCACAUUUGAACAGUCGGGCCUUGGACCUGGCCAAGAGUACGAAGUGAAGCUGGAGGUGGUGAAGAACAAGACGCGUGGACCGCCUGCCUCCAAGAGUGUGGUCACAAGAAUCGACGCCCCCGGCCAGGUGAACAUACGUGAUGUGACUGACACCACAGCUCUGGUCACAUGGUUCCAGCCGGUGGCCCACGUGGAUGGAGUCAGCAUCUCGUACGGUCCGGGAUCGAACCCGGCAGACCGCAGCGUGGUGGAGCUCUCCCCGGGCGACACGCAAUACCACCUUGGAGGCCUGGCCCCCGACACCCAAUACGACGUCUCCCUGACCGCACAGCGGGGACAAGGGAGCAGUCUUCCUGUCUAUGAGUCCUUCCUGACAGACCUGGACGCCCCCAGGGAGCUGCAGACGGUGGAGCUGACAGACGAGAGCAUCACCCUGGAGUGGAAGAACAGCCGAGCUCGGGUGGAGGACUACCGCAUCAAGUACGGUCCUCUGUCUGGAGGCGAGCACAGGGAGGUUCUCUUCCCAGCUGGAGCCAAGGACUCCACUCAGGCCAAGAUCUCUGGUCUGAGGCCCGGGACCGAGUACGGGAUGGGAGUGACGGCGGUGAAGGGGGAACGGGAGAGUCUGCCCGCCACCACCAACGCCGUGACCGCCCUCGACGCCCCCAAAGACCUGAGGGUUGCAGAGGUGACCGAGACCAGCAUGGUUCUGGAGUGGAGGCGUCCCCUGGCCAAGCUGGACUCCUACCGGCUGGUCUACGUUUCGGCGGAGGGCCAGAGAGCAGAGGAAGUGCUGGCAGGAGCGUCAGAGUCUCACACGCUGCGAGGCCUGACGGCCGGCACGCUCUACCGCGUAAGCCUCAGCGCCGAGAGGGGCCGGCGGACCAGUGCACCCGCCACCAUCUCAGCACCCACCGAGGAGCAGAAGCCCCAGGUGAGCAAUGUCACCAUCGGCGAGGUUUCGUGGGACUCCUUCCUGCUGUCCUGGUCCACGGACCAGGCGAGGUCGGCGGGGGCCUUCCAGGCAUACCUGGUCCAGGUCACGGACGCCGAAACAGGCGCCGAGUCGCAGAAUCUAACCCUUGGCGCCGACGCUCGCAGCGUGGUCAUCUCCGGCCUCAGUCCCGCCACCUGGUACAGGGCACACCUGUACGGAGUGUUCAGAGGCCAGCUCUUAGGGCCCGUCUUGGCAGACACCAUCACAGAGACUGAACCGGAGGUGCAGGCUCUCCUGGUGUCCGACGUCACGGCCCACAGCCUUAGGUUGGCCUGGACGGCCGACGACGCCUUCGACACCUUUGUCGUAAUGCUGAGUCAGGCGGGGGAGGGGCCGCGGCGACCGCGAGAGCUGGUGCUGACCGGCGAAGAAAGAAAGGUGCAGGUGGCGGACCUCAGCGAGGACACACAGUACUCGAUUGAGCUCUUUGGACUCACUUUGGGAAAGAGCUCCAAGUCGGUAACGGAGGUGGUGAGAACAGAUGUGGGACCGCCCCAGGGCAUCCGCUUCUCGGACGUCACCGACUCGUCUGCCACCAUCCACUGGACGCCUCCUAGAACCCGCGUGGACAGCUACCGGGUCACGUACGUGCCGGCUCACGGAGGAAAGGCCGACACCGUGACCGUGGACGGGUCUGAGUCCCACACCGUGCUGCCCAACCUGACACCUGGACUCACCUAUGAGGUCACCGUGGUCGCACUCAAGGGUCAAAGGGAGAGUGAGCCGGCGUCGGACAGUGUCACUACUGCCCUGGACAAACCUCGUGGUCUGACUGCAGUCAACAUCACUGACACGGAGGCGCUGCUGCUGUGGCAGCCUGCCAUCGCCACAGUGGAUGGUUACGUCAUCACCUACAGUGCAGACUCAGUGGCUGCAGUCACGGAGCGUGUGUCAGGAAACGUGGUGGAGUUGGCCAUGACUUCUCUGAUGCCGGCCACACGACACACCGUCAAAGUCUACGCCGUUCGCCACUUGGCCAGGAGUGCUGUGACCACCACCCAGUUCAUCACUGACGUGGACGCCCCCCAGGAGCUGGCAGCCAGCAAGGUGCAGACAGAGACGGCCAUGCUGACCUGGAGGCCGCCUCGUGCCGCCAUCACUGGCUACAUCCUCAGCUUUGAGUCUGCCGACGGAGUCAUCCGGGAGGUGGUCCUCAGUCCCACCGCCGUGUCCUACAACAUGGUGCAGCUCAGCGCUUCAACGCAGUACUCGGUCAGGCUGCAGGCCAUCGCUGGUCCCAAGAGGAGCCGAGUCGUCGCCACACUCUUCACCACCACCGGCGUGCUCUACAAAUACCCCAAGGACUGCUCUCAGGCCCUGCUGAACGGGGAGAACACGUCCGGCCUGUACACCGUCUACCUGGGGGGGGACGAGAGCCAAGGCCUGCAGGUCUACUGCGACAUGAGCACUGACGGAGGAGGAUGGCUGGUCUUCCUCAGACGCCAGAGUGGCAGACUGGAGUUUUUCCGCAAUUGGAAGAAUUACACGGCGGGCUUUGGAGACAUGACCGAUGAAUUCUGGCUAGGUCUGUCCAACCUGCACAAGUUGACAGCAGGAGGACAGUAUGAGCUCCGCGUGGACCUGAGGGACAAAGGAGAGAACGCCUACGCUCACUACGACAAGUUCUCCGUCUCCGAACCUCGGACGCGCUACAAAGUCCACGUAGGAGGAUACAGCGGAACGGCAGGGGACUCCAUGACGUACCACCACGGUCGGCCGUUCUCCACGUACGACCACGACAACGACAUCGCCGUCACCAACUGCGCGCUGUCGUACAAGGGCGCCUUCUGGUACAAAAACUGUCACCGAGUCAACCUCAUGGGGCGAUACGGAGACAACAGUCACAGCAAGGGAGUGAACUGGUUCCACUGGAAGGGACACGAGCACUCCAUCGAGUUUGCCGAGAUGAAGAUCCGUCCAUCCAACUUCAGAAACCUGGAGGGGCGCAGGAAACGCUCCUAGGCGCCACGCCCACCUCGGCCCCGACAUCCGGACUGCCCGGCACCUCCACCCAGCUCUUGACCCCCUGACCUCCCGCGCAGCGACCAAAGCCACCGAGAACCCCCCCCCCCCACCCCCUCAACCCCCAGCUGCCUCCAUGCGGACCGAGCUCCAUCUUCCUGUUCUUCACAGGCUGCCUCGUGCUGAGCGGACAUCUUUUUACACGUCACACGCCAAAGACAGCAGAACAAUGUCAGGACUAUCCGCUGUGUGCCAGGAGGCCCGUGUGCAUGAUGUCAGCCAUCGCUACAGCCCAGACACCUCGGUCGGGUGUUUGUGGAAAGGAGUGGUCAAUAGGCGUGUAAAAACCACGCACUGUAUGUACUGCAUGUACCGUACUUACGGUAUGUACAGUAUGUACCGUGUACACCAUAUGUACUGUAUACACACCAUAGGUUAUGGUAGCCAUGAUCCUAACGAGAGUGGACUGACGCCAUGAACACUUCCUGUCCCUCACGUCACGCGGGACAUCUACGCAAGCCCUUUUCUGACACUAAAAAAUAAAUACUCAAAAUUAUGAGAUAGAAAGUCCCAUUUAUGACAUACAAAGUCACAAUUGUGAGGUAAAAAGUCGGAAUUAUGAGAUGAAAAUUCAUAAUUGUGAGAUAAAAAGUUGAAAGUAAGAUAAAACAAUUAAGAUUGAGGGAUAAAAAAAUCGUAUAUAAGAGACAAAAACUCAGAAUUAUGAGGUAAAAAGUUAAAACUAUGAGAUAAAAAGUCGACAUUAUGAGAUAGAAAAGUAGAAAUUGUGAGAUUAAUUAAUCGAAAUUAUGAGAGGAAAGUAGAAAUUGUGAGAUUAAUUAAUCGAAAUUAUGAGAUGAAAAGUAGAAGUGAUGAGACAAAAAGCUAAAACUGUGAGAUAAAAGGUUUAAAUUGAGAUAAGUCAAAAUUCUGAGAUAAAAAAUCAAAAAAUUAUGAGAUAGGAGGGGAAGACCCAGGACACGUUGGGAAGACUAACGGGAUCCCCCGGGAAGAGCUAGAUGAAGUGGCUGGGGAGAGGGAAGUCUGGGUUUCUCUGCUUAGGCUGUUGCCCCCGCGACCCGACCUCGGAUAAGCGGAAGAAGAUGGAUGGAUGGAUGGAUAAAUUAUGAGAUACAAAAUUUAAAUAAAGAGAUGAAAAUUUGAAAUUACGAGAUAAAAGUCUAAAUUAUGAGAUACAAAAAAAAUCCAAUUUAGGAGAUUAAAAAAAUCUAAAUUUAUGAGAUAAAAAGAUGAAAUGGAGAGAUGAAUCUAAAUUAUGAGAUAAAAAGUCGUGAUUAUGAGACAAAAAGUUGAAACUGAUAUAAAAGGUCAAAAUUUGGAUAAAAAGUCAAAAUGGUGAGAUAAAUGAGGUGAAAAAAAAUCAAAAUCAUGAGAUAAAUGUCUAAAUUAUGACAAAAAAUUGAAAUGGAGAGAUGAAAAGUCAAAAUUAGGAGAAAAAAAGUCUAAAUUGUGGGAUUUUAAAAAAUUGAAAUUAUGAGACAAAAAGUUGAUUUGGAGGGAUAAAAAAUCCAAAUUAGGGGAUAAAAAAUUGAAAUUAUAAAAUUAAGUCAUGAGGAGAUAAAAAAAGGAAAUUAGAUAUUUUACACCAGUCUCAGUGGCACACAUUUAAGAUUUAAUCAUUUAAAUUUCUCAUCUCAGAAUUUCAACUUUCUUAUUCCAUAAUUUCAAUUCCUCAUCUUAUUAUUUCAACUUUCUCAUCUCAUAAUUAAAAGGUUGUCAUCUCAUCAUUUCAAUUUUGUCAUCUCAUCAUUUCAAUUUCUCAUCGCAUAAUUUCAAUUUUUUUUAUCUCAUAAUUUCCAUUUCUCAUCUCAGAAUUUCAAAUGUAUUUCAUAUUUUCCUUUUCUUAUUGCAUAAUUUCAAUUUCUCAUCUCAGAAUUUUAACUUUCUCAUCUCAAUUACAAUUCUGUCACCUCAUAAUUUACAUUUCUCAUCGCAUAAUUUCCAAAAAAUGUUAUCUCAUAAUUUCCAUUUCUCUUCUCAUAAUUUCAACUUUGUUGUCCCAUAAUUUCAAUUCCCCAUCUCAUAAAUUCAACUUUCUCAUCUCGUAAUUUAAAUGUUCUCAUCUCAUAAUUUCAAUUUUCUCAUCUCAUAAUUUCAAUUUCUCGUCUCAUAAUUAAAAUUUCUCAUCUCAGAAUUUCAACUUGAUCUCAUAUUUCUCACUUUAUCUCAAAAUUUCAAUUUCUCAUCGCAUAGUCUCAAUUUCUCAUCACAUAAUUUCAAUUUCUCAUCUCAUAAUAAAAAAUUCUCAUCUCUGAAUUUCAACUUGCUUAUCUCAGAUUUUCAAUUAUCAUCACAUAAUUUCAACUUUCUCCUCUCAUAAUUUCAAUUUCUCAUCGCAAAAUUUCAAUUUCUCUUCUCAUAAUUAAAAUUUCUCUUCUCAUAAUUAAAAUUUCUCAUCUCAGAAUUUCAAUUUUAUCUCAUAAUUUCCUUUAUUCAUUGCAUAAUUUCAAUUUCUCAUCUCAGAAUUUCAAUUCCUUAUCUCAUAAUUUCAACUUUCUCAUUUCAUAAUUUCAACUUUUUCGUUGCAUAAUUUUAACUUUAUCUCAUAAUUUCCAUUUCUCAUUGCAUAAUUUCAAUUUCUCAUCUCCGAAUUUUAACUUUCUCAUCUCAAUUACAAUUCUGUCACCUCAUAAUUUAAAUUUUUCAUCGCAUAAUUUCCAAAAAAUUUUAUCUCAUCAUUUCCAUUUCUCCUCUCAUAAUUUCAACUUUGUUGCCCCAUAAUUUCAAUUCCCCAUCUCCUAAAUUCAACUUUCUCAUCUCAUAAUUUAAAUGUUCUCAUCUCAUAAUUUCAAUUUUCUCAUCUCAUCAUUUCAAUUUCUCGUCUCAAAAUUAAAAUUUCUCAUCUCAGAAUUUCAACUUGAUCUCAUAUUUCUCACUUUAUCUCAACAUUUCAAUUUCUCAUCGCAUAAUUUCAAUUUCUCAUCACAUAAUUUCAAUUUCUCAUCUCAUAAUAAAAAUUUCUCAUCCCAGAAUUUCAACUUUCUUAUCUCAGAAUUUCAAUUUAUCAUCUCAUAAUUUCAACUUUCUCCUCUUAUAAAUUCAACUUUCUCCUCUCAUAAUUUCAAUUCCUCAUCGCAUAAUUUCAAUUUCUCUUCUCAUAAUUAAAAUUUCUCAUCUCAGAAUUUCAAUUUUAUCUCAUAAUUUCCUUUAUUCAUUGCAUAAUUUCAAUUUCUCAUCACAGAAUUUCAAUUCCUUAUCUCAUAAUUUCAACUUUCUCAUUUCAUAAUUUCAACUUUUUCAUCUCAUAAUUUUAACUUUAUCUCAUAAUUUCCAUUUCUCAUUGCAUAAUUUCAAUUUCUCAUCUCAGAAUUUUAACUUUCUCAUCUCAAUUACAAUUCUGUCACCUCAUAAUUUCAAUUUCUCAUCGCAUAAUUUCCAAAAAAUUUUAUCUCAUAAUUUCCAUUUCUCCUCUCAUAAUUUCAACUUUCUUGUCCCAUAAUUUCAAUUCCCCAUCUCAUAAAUUCAACUUUCUCAUCUCAUAAUUUAAAUGUUCUCAUCUCAUAAUUUCAAUUUUCUCAUUACAUAAUUUCAAUUUCUCAUCUCAUAAUUAAAAUUUUUCAUCCCAAAAUUUCAACUUGAUCUCAUAUUUCUCACUUUAUUCCAAAAUUUAAAUUUUAUCAUCGCAUAAUUUCAAUUUCUCAUCACACGAUUUCAAUUUCUCAUCUCAUAAUAAAAAAUUAUCAUCUCUGAAUUUCAACUUUCUAAUCUCGGAUUUUCAAUUCAUCAUCUCAUAAUUUCAACUUUCUCCUCUUAUAAAUUCAACUUUCUCCUCUCAUAAUUUCAAUUUCUCAUCGCAUAAUUUCAAUUUCUCUUCUCAGAAUUAAAAUUUCUCUUCUCAUAAUUAAAAUUUCUCAUCUCAGAAUUUCAAUUUUAUCUCAAUUUCCUUUAUUCAUUGCAUAAUUUCAAUUUCUCAUCACAGAAUUUCAACUUUUUCGUCUCAUAAUUUUAACUUUAUCUCAUAAUUUCCAUUUCUCAUUGCAUAAUUUCAAUUUCUCAUCUCAGAAUUUUAACUUUCUCAUCUCAAUUACAAUUCUGUCACCUCAUAAUUUAAAUUUCUUAUCGCAUAAUUUCCAAAAAAUGUUAUCUCAUAAUUUCCAUUUCUCCUCUCAUAAUUUCAACUUUCUUGUCCCAUAAUUUCAAUUCCCCAUCUCAUAAAUUCAACUUUCUCAUCUCAUAAUUUAAAUGUUCUCAUCUCAUAAUUUCAAUUUUCUCAUCUCAUCAUUUCAAUUUCUCGUCUCAUAAUUAAAAUUUCUCAUCUCAGAAUUUCAACUUGAUGUUAUAUUUCUAACUUUAUCUCAAAAUUUCAAUUUCUCAUCGCAUAGUUUCAAUUUCUCAUCACAUAAUUUCAAUUUCUCAUCUCAUAAUAAAAAAUUCUAAUCUCUGAAUUUCAACUUGCUUAUCUCAGAAUUUCAAUUUAUCAUCUCAUAAUUUCAACUUUCUUAUCUCAUAAUAUCAACUUUCUCAUCUCACGAUUUUAAAUUUCAAUUUGUCAUCUCAUAGUUGCGACGGAUUAUUGAGUGUCAGUGGUGUAAAAGGUGCUUGCAUGGAAGAACAAGGUGACGGUGACCACUCCUACAGAACAACAUACCUGAUUCAUCAAUUUGGUCUACAACCAGGUGAUGGUGACCACUCCUACAUAACAACAUACAUCCGAGUCAUCAUGUUGGUCUACAACCACUCCAACAGUACAACAUACAUCGGAGUCAGCACAAUUGUACUAAAAGCAGAAGAUGACUCAAGUUGAAAUAAAUAAACAAUAAUUUCUUCGUCCUUGUGUCACUUUAUCCUCCCUGGUUCCUCCAAGGAGCCCACCUGUGAUAGAAUAGACGUCCCCAUGAAAAAAUAAUCCUAAUAUGGAAGUAUUUAGACCGGUUGAAGUGGAUUGCAUUCAUUGUGGGGGCCCCUCAAACUUUUCAUUACGUGUUGGAUGGAACCAAGGCAGGACCUACUAUUAUUAUUAUUAUUAUUAUUAUUAUUGUUUUUAGGUACGUCAUUCAUCGCCGUGACGGUUCUUUGCUCUUGUCAUACUUCUUGUGAAUACGGUAGAUGUAUGUGGAACAAGAGAAUGUGUUAUUCAAAUUGUAAAAACAUAGUCAGGUCCAAAAGAGUCGUUUUUAAGCCCCCCGUUCCCAGAAACAAAAAGAAUGAAUUGUGUUCUUAUGGAUGUGUUUGUUUAUAACAACUGUUUCUCUGUGAACUGUACUACAAUAAAACUGUUUGUUUGAAA